Messenger RNA from Harpegnathos saltator (Jerdon's jumping ant), 4319 nucleotides. RefSeq lists its product as uncharacterized. NCBI's taxonomy places the organism in Eukaryota, Metazoa, Arthropoda, Insecta, Hymenoptera, Formicidae. Bases 580 to 1053 code for a protein of 157 amino acids. The record is from RefSeq and is a predicted model, not a curated record. The transcript is spliced from 3 exons.
AAUUAGUUCUACUAAAGCUUAAUAAAAUUCUAAAUAUGCGCGGCUAGUGAUGAUUAAUCGAAUGCGGCUGAACGCUAUAUUAGCAGCGCACGGAGCGGUGACUAAAAUACUAUGAUUAUAAUCGCGACUUCUGUCGCGGUCACUCAUUCGUAUCGAUCGGCGGUGAUGUGUGAAUAACGACGUACUACGUUUAUUCUAUCGAUUGUUUCGUGCUUGUCCGGCUCAGUCAAUGAUAGCGUUAGUCGAACACGCAGUCCACCGUUGAACAACGCCCUUCUGAGGCCCGCUGCGUCUCGGAGCAUUUCGUGCAAUCCGUUGAAUAUCAAACGCGAGUCACACCCAUCCCAAGUUAUUGCGAAAAACAAAAUUCCUACGCGACACAUCGUGACAUUAAUUCGAUUGUUCACGAUCGACACACAAUGUACUCUCCCAUCGAUCCGUUCUCGCCGGUAAUCCGCUAGCUCACGAACGUUUUGUUAUGAAAACACGAACGCUCGCAUCACAGAGCGGAUGAAUUCUUAACGCGUGUCCUACGCGCAAUGGAGAAACGAGGAUUAUGCGGAGAAAAGUGUGCUAGACAUGGCACGUCUCUAUUACGAGUGUAACUUGAAGCUGAAAAACGACAGCGCGAACAACGCGAUCCUUAGGCCGUACGCAUGCACCCCCGAGAGGCACUGCCUUUAUUGCUGCUGUAAUUUGCAGUGUUGCUUCGUGGUGCAACGACGGCCGCCACGUCAUCUCUGGGAAACCUGGUACUUUUGGCUCGGCAUUGCUUUAGUCGCUGUUUUUGUCAUUUCUUCGGUGAGCAGCUACAUAGUCAGUAAUUACAGACAUAACAUUCAAGGUGUUCCGUUCCGUCGUAAUCCACAUGUCAACACUAACGUACGGAAUGACCGAGUCGAUCAGCCGGCGGCCAAUCGGAACCAAAUAUCUAUAAGUAUAAUUCCCUCAACGGGGACGUUGUCGUCGCAAAGAAAGACGUUGGUGAUCGGCGCGCAGCCGAGCGUCACGCAUAUGAGUAAGGGAGAGAGCAAUGUCUUCUUCCCAUUGUGAUUUAUUUUCCCUUAUUCGCCUCUGCACAAUCGCUAUCUGUGUGGCACCGCACUUGCACAUCGCACAGUGAAGCGCGACCACGAUAUCGGGGCAAAAUGAAUCAAUCCGACGGAGAAACUCGCGUCGAAUCGCAGCGAGUAAUUGCAGUUAGUCGGUCGCACACUUUUCACGGUGGGAUUACCCUCGCGAGCAUAGCGCGAGCACGAGCGAACAAUUUCCUCUUUCGCAUCUAUCCGCUGCUGAAAUGUGCUGAAAUAUUGAUUUAUGUUUCAGCACCCGUCGUUGCGUAACGGAGCGCCGCUCUUCGUCGCCGAUGCGUCGCGAGACCGAGAGACCGGAAAAAGCGCGACGUUCCAGCGGCUUGUAUUUCAGGGCAUCUACACGGUAAUAUACUUCGCGGACACGCAUCGUCGUUACGUCGUCGUCUCCUCUCGUCUUCGUUCACCGGCGGCAGCGUCAUUACGGACCAAACACUUAACUCGAAUACACCUCUUUACUCUUUGCGCUUACGUGUAAUAGCCAGUAGCGAACACCGUGAGGAAUGAGCGAGAAGCGUCGCGAGGAUCUCCGCGGAUCUCCCGAAGACCUCGCCAAGAAGACUUCGUUUCGAUCGACGUUGAAAGCGUGGCGAUUUUUUCCCCGCGAAUCUGCGACUCUCCGAUCGAACGUCAUGUCUCUCGUGGCGUAACAUUAUUCCAAUAUAUUGCGUAGUAUUUUGUACUCGUAUGUGUGUGUGUGCGUGUGUAACGAUAGAAAACAUUCUCGAGAGUCGUAUCAAAAUGUCACCACUUCUCUCUCUCUCUCUCUCUCUCUCUCUCUCUCUCUCUCUCAGGAGAUUUCGACAAAUGCUAAAGCUCGUUUUCAAGCGACUCCAUUUGCAUGCGUUCGCGACAGCGGCGAAGGCAACAGUGAUGGAAAAAGAAUGGAAAAAUGUUUCUUUUCGAUUCCGGUUACGGAUCACCGAAGCUAAAGCGACAGUAAGUAAAAAUAGUAAAAAUGCGUUCACGAUUCGACGAGCUCGAGCCGAGGGUCGCGGGACCGCGGCGAAAUCUUGUCUUCGGCUCAAUUAGCGAAACCAAUCGAUUACCGUGAUUACAUUUUCAUUAUUCUCACUGUGCGAAGGCGCACAGCGCACAGCGAUGUUCCGGCCGAUCGCUCAUUCGCGUCUACGAUAAUCUGCCGAUCGAAUUCGCGCGCGGGAUGUGAGAUGUGUUGCCCGACACACACACACACACACACACACACACACGAGAGCUCGGCUGCUACGUGUGCGUGUGCUGAAGCAGCGACGGUCUUUCCUGAAGUCAUUAUGUGAGAAUUACAGGCCUCGGCCCGUUGAUCGCGCGCCUCAACAGUGAUUUCACCCGGCUUUGAUCGAUUUAAACGAUUAACGCGUAUUCUUUCGGCCAACAUUUCACCAGCCAGCCGCCAGGUCUCGAGGGUGUGUGCGUAUGUACGAGCGAUGACGAUAACCAGGAUAACGAUACGGCCUCUCCUCGCUGCUCGUUCCCCUCGGUACGCUCUCUCCAGGUCGUCGCGCGAGCAACCUGCUCGAAACCCGUUUCCUCAGCAUCGCUCCGACCGGGCGCAACUCUCAUCGACAAUUAAGAAGACACGCCGGUGCGUGAUCGUCCGCCUACCUGAACGGGGACGGGAGUAAGAGUCCAGAAGCUAAUUAAAAAGGACGCUCCCGCUCUCGGAGAAAUGGCCCGCUGCUGCUCCCUUACGGCGGUUCCUUGUGCCCUCCCCCUUCCCCUUCUCUCCCCCCGAAUGUUCCUUUUCGCUCCUCUCCGUCGAGUAAACUCGCUGUCCUCCCCCUCCUCCUCCUCCUCCUCUUCCUGCGCCAGAUCGAAAUUAACGGGUUAUUAAAGUAAUGAUUCUGCGUUAUUAAUUCGACCAAUUAAUUAUCCGUCGUGGUAUUUUUCGGGUGUUGCUUUUCCUUUUUCUGCAUUUUCAUCCUCCAGACGUCUAUCGGACAAUUUGCGACAGCUGACGACUUUAGCUGCUUUCGUUCCGCUUUCGUUGACCGACCUGAUAAUACAGAUAAGAGGGACCUCAUCAACGAGUAACGAACAAUUAAGAGAGGCUCUCCUUCGCUCCGCGUGUGAAAAUAACUCGGUUUUCAGCAACUUGUACUUCCCGAUGAUAUCACGCGACCACCACUUACACUUUAUCGCUCGCAUUCGCUCGAAUGUAUCGUGCGGUCGACGCUAAAUGGUCGGCACGAACCAUCGGCUCGAUGUUGUACAGAAGAUAAAAAGGGUGUCAGUAUUGGCGAAACGAGCGUCUCGUAAUGUACAUAUUUUUGACAUUUCACCGCAAAGUAGACCGAUAUUACGUUCAUUCACGCGAUGAGAACGCGAUGCGAAGGCGAACUCGGUGGGCUUCUCGAUCACACUUCAGGAUCAUCAGGAUUUUUUUCUCUUAAAAUACCCCCCACCCCCCCCCAACUUUCUUCCUUCUCAUCGUCGCGACUCGCGGCGUGCGAGAAUCGCGAGAAACUCGACACGCACGCGAAGAACGAUCGGUCGAUUAAUACAUUUCGGCAAGUUGCUCAUACGUGAAAGAAAGAAAUCCUUGUCGGUCCGGCGAGAGUCUUCACCGGCAACAUCCGAUUCGCAAGUCCGUGCGAGAAGAACAAGCGGUCGAAGAACAGCCGACGCGACCUCGUUAAACUGCAACCGAGCGUCAUUCCGAUAACCCAACUCGGCUUUUACUGUCUCUCUCUCUCUCUCUCUCCACGGAGAGGUCGAUAAAGAAAUGUACAACGAACGGGGGCUCUGGUUAAUGUUGCAUGCGCAGGAAACCAAGCGAGGAAUCCAACGUCCCGUCUGCUGCGUUUCAAAAGCUAAUGCUGUCUGUGCGCCGCGAUUGAGUCAUUGAGCGUCGAUCAAAUGGAAAAAAACGUUGCGCGCGGGUCUCCUCGGGCGGAGCCCCGGCAUCGCCGUCCGAUUUUCCGUCGCACGGCCGUAUCAAUCUGUCUACCUCUUGCGAGAGUGCGAACGGCGAGCGAACAGUCUGCGAAGAAUCCGAAGCGUGCGUAUCUUUUAUUAAAAAUUUCACUCGAGAGCGAAAAUCCGCUCGAAGCGGCGGUAAAAGUACCACGCCAUCGCGGAAUCGCGAAUAUUUCAAUCAAGUCCAAAAUGGACGCCUGCUCCACAUAAGAGAACGCUCUAAUCAAUUAGAGUAAAUGUGUUUUUCGGAGACGGUGAAAUAUAUUGUAGAUUCGCUCUCCAAUUUCGAACGGAAGCAUUUACCCAACGAUU